This is a messenger RNA of Paramecium tetraurelia, 771 nucleotides long. RefSeq lists its product as uncharacterized. NCBI's taxonomy places the organism in Eukaryota, Ciliophora, Oligohymenophorea, Peniculida, Parameciidae. The transcript is spliced from 2 exons. The record is from RefSeq and is a predicted model, not a curated record.
AUGAAUGUGUGUUCUCCUUCUAAAGUUUAAGGGCCGGCCCUUUUAAGAAAUCCCUUUCAACAGGUUCGCUCUGUAAGUACUGACUGCAAGUAUGCCACUUGGUAGUCACCUAAAAACAAAGAGAAUCUCUCUCCAAACUAAUAAAGAGUGGAUUUAGUUAAAAAGAUUAUAGUUCUGCUCGAAGAAAAUGAGAAAUCAGCAGAACUCAUUAAAUAGCUUCUAACCAAGGAAUCAAGAUAUUAGAAACAAAGAUCAUGCGAUUAAACUGAAUUGUCUCAAUUGAGAGAUGAAGUUGCUAUCCUUAAAGAAUAAUUGAUUAAAUCUGAUGAGGAUAGAAUCCUCACAGAGACCAAAUACUAGGCAGUUCUCAAAGAAUUAGAUUAUAAGGAUUAAUAAAUUGAGAACAAAAAGGAGACUAUUGUAGCAUAGGAGGAACACAUCAAAUAAUUGUUAGAGAGAAAUGCUGAAUUAACAGAAUAAUUGAAAUUCAGUCAAGAUGAAUUGAAUAAUUUAGGUGAUAUCGAUGAAAAGAUAGAUUUUAUUCUAAACGAAAAUGAGCAAUUAAAAUUAUUAAGUGACAAAUUACAAGAUUAAUUAAGUGCAUCUGAAGAAUAACUAUUUAGAUUUAGAUAAAAAAUAGACUAAUUGCAAUCAUAGGAAACUGAAAGAAGUGACGGGACACUCAAUGGAUACAAGCAAAAGAUAAGAAAUCUGGAAACCAAAUUAGCUGUCCUAUCAGAAGACAAUGUUCGGAGAAGACAAAUUGUUUGA